UGGAUCCCGAAUCUAAUAUUACUGGCCUGACCAUCGCUCAUCUUCGUCCUAUCCCUGGCAGUACUGAACCAUUAUAUAUAUGGCUAUUAAUUGGGACCUGGCCUCUGGACAUGAAACACGAAAUGGAAAUGGAGCUGGAAAGUAAUAGCAGCAAGGUUGGCAAUGGGAAAGGGAAAGAGGAGGAGGAGGAGGAGGAGAAGAAAGAAGAUAGCAAGAGGAGGAAGCUUGGAGGCAUCAAAACAAUGCCAUUCAUCCUAUCAAAUGAAAUAUGCGACAAGUUUGCUGCAGCUGGUUUCUAUGCCAACAUGAUAACAUACCUGACCCAGCAGCUGAACUUGCCUCUGGUUAAGGCCUCUAACACACUCACCAACUUUGGUGGGAUGGGUAGCUUUACGCCACUCAUCGGUGCUUUGAUCGCCGAUUCCUAUGCCGGCCGGUAUUGGACCAUCAUCGGUGGUUCCAUUAUUUACGAAUUGGGAAUGAUCAGCCUAACAGUGUCAGCAGUGCUCCCAUCACUGAGGCCACCUCCAUGUCCAUCUCAAGUGAACUGCAAAGAAGCCUCAAAUUCUCAGCUAUGGAUCCUUUAUAUGUCGUUAAUCCUCACUUCCAUAGGCUCUGGUGGCAUUAAGCCUUGUGUUGUAACCUUUGCUGCAGACCAAUUCGACAUGACCAAAUCAGCUGUUGGGUCACGCAGCUGGAACUUCUUCAAUUGGUACUAUUUUUGCAUGGGAAUGGCGACAUUAACAGCUUUGACUGUUGUAGUUUAUAUUCAAGACAACGUGGGUUGGGGCUGGGGUCUCGGAAUCCCAGCUAUCGGCAUGGCUCUAUCCAUUGUAGCCUUUAUAUUUGGUUCUUCACUUUAUAAUAAAUUAAAACCAGAAGGCAGCCCUUUGGUUAGAUUGGCUCAGGUCGUCGUUGCUGCAGCGAAGAAGAGGAAAGAAGUGAUGCCACUAGACCCUGGUAUGUUGUACCAAAAUAAAGAGCUUGAUGCUGCUAUUUCUGUCAACGGAAGGCUUUUACACUCCGAUCAAUUCAAGUGGUUUGACAAAGCUGCAAUAGUAACAAAUGAAGAUGCAAAGGAUUCAAAGUCACCAAAUCUAUGGAGGAUUGCCACUGUCCACCGAAUCGAGGAGCUAAAAUGCAUCGUCAGAAUGCUGCCCAUUUGGUCAGCAGGAAUCCUACUUGUAACAGCUUCCUCACAUCUCCAUAGCUUUGUUAUUCAACAAGCUCGGUCUAUGGACCGUCACCUGUCGCACUCCUUUGAAAUCCCACCAGCUAGUUUUUCCGUCUUCAGCAUCCUAACAAUGCUCAUAGGACUUGUCUUGUACGAACGCCUAUUCGUUCCCUUUGCUCGUCGCUUUACGGGAAACCCUUCAGGCAUCACUUGCCUGCAAAGAAUGGGCGUAGGAUUCUUUAUUAACAUAAUUGCAACUAUCGUUUCAGCAUUAGUUGAGGUCAAAAGAAAACAAGUCGCUGCUCUUCACAACCUAUUGGAUGCUCCUCAAGCCAUUAUCCCAAUAAGUGUGUUUUGGUUACUUCCUCAAUAUAUUCUCCAUGGAAUAGCAGACGUUUUCAUGUCUGUAGGGCACAUGGAAUUCCUCUAUGACCAAUCACCAGAAACCAUGAGAAGCACGGCCGCCGCACUCAAUAGUCUAGAAGUUUCCAUGGGGAACUACAUAGGUACACUCGUUGUGUCCCUUGUUCACAAGUAUACUGGCCAGAAAAAUAAUUGGUUGCCUGAUAGGAACCUUAAUGGGGGAAAAUUGGAUUACUAUUAUUGGCUUGUAACGGGGAUCCAAGUUAUAAAUCUUGUGUAUUAUGUAAUUUGUGCUUGGUUUUACACUUACAAACCCUUAGAGGAGGUCAAGGAAGAAGAUGAUGAUGUUCCAGCAGAAGACGAAAUUCAACACAAGCGGUUGAAUUAUGCUGAAGGGAACAGAUCCACAAGUGUAGGGAACGAGAGUAUCAAAAUGCAUCAGGAGGAGGUGAAGAUCAAGGAAGAUGAUAAGAGAAAGAAACUUGGAGGCAUUAAAGCAACUCCAUUCAUCCUUGCCACUGAAAUAUUUGACAGAUUCUCUACCAUUGGUUUCCAUGCCAACAUGAUAACAUACCUUACUCAGCAGCUGAACUUGCCUCUUGUAAGGGCCUCUAACAUUGUCUCAAACUUCGAUGGAACCGCUAGCUUAACACCUUUGAUCGGUGCUUUGAUUGCUGACUCAUUUGCUGGCCGAUUUUGGGCCAUUAUCGUUGGUUCCAUUAUCUUUGAACUGGGAUUAAUUAGCUUCACCACAACAGCACUACUGAAAUCACUACAUCCUCCACCUUGUCCAACGCUUGUGGACUGCAAAGAGGCUUCGAAUUUCCAACUAAGCACCCUCUACUUGUCUCUACUCCUCUUAGCUAUUGGCUUGGGUGGAACUAGGCCUUGUGUUAUGACCUAUGCCGCAGACCAAUUGGAUAUGAGCAAAUCAAGCGUCGAAUCUCGAAGCUGGAACUUUUUCAAUUGGUACUAUUUUAGCUUGGGAUUAGCAAGACUAACAGCAGUGAGUGUUGUGGUCUACAUACAAGAUAAUGUGAGUUGGGGGUGGGGUCUUGGAAUACCUACUAUCGCCAUGGGUAUAGCUUUCAUUGUCUUUCUAGCUGGUUCUCCGCUUUAUACGAAGGUGAAACCAGGAGGAAGCCCAUUGGUCAGAGUAACUCAAGUGAUUGUUUCGGCUAUAAGGAAGAGAAAAGCUGUGGCUCCAGAAGAUUCAAGUCUCUUGUACCAAAACAAAGAACUUGAUGCUGCUAUAUCUGUACAUGGAAGGCUUUUACACACCCCUCAGUUCAAGUGGCUUGAUAAAGCAGCAGUAAUGAAGGAUGGUGAAGCAACAGAUUCCAACCCACCAAAUCCAUGGAAGAUAGCAACCGUGCAUCGAGUAGAGGAGCUAAAAUCCUUUCUCAGAUUGCUUCCAGUUUGGGCAGCAGGGAUUCUACUUGUCACAGCUAAUUCACAUAGUGGCAGCUUCAAUACUCAACAGGCUUGGACUAUGAAACGUCAUCUGUCAAAUUCUUUCCAAAUUCCACCAGCUAGCAUGUCCGUCUUUGGUAUCCUGACCGGGAUGACAGGGCUCGUUCUCUACGAACGCCUCUUCGUGCCCUUUGUGCGUAGAUUCACAGGAACCCCUGCAGGCAUCACAUACCUACAAAGAAUGGGCAUAGGCCUAAUCUUCAACAUUCUCACGUCAAUUGUUUCUGCAUUGGUUGAGAAAAAGAGAAGAACGGUGGCAGAGCAUCAUAACUUAUUGGAUAACCCUAAAGCCACUGUUCCUAUAAGUGUAUUCUGGCUAGUUCCUCAGCUUUCCCUUCAUGGAAUAUCAGAAAUCUUCAUGACUGUUGGACAGUUGGAAUUUCUCUAUGAUCAAUCCCCAGAAAGCAUGAGAAGCAUUGCUUUAGGGUUAUUUUGGAUAGCAAAUUCUAUGGGAAAUUACUUGGGCACAUUUAUGGUGUCAUUAGUUCAUAAGUACACAGGCCACAAGAACAAUUGGUUACCUGACAGGAACCUUAAUAGAGGAAAGCUGGACUAUUAUUAUUGGCUUGUAACAGGCAUCCAAGUUGUAAAUUUUGUGUAUUUUGUAAUUUGUGCCUGGUUUUACAAUUACAAACCCUUGGAAGAAGACAUGGAAGCAGAUUUUAAAGCAUCUGAAGAUGGUGCUGCAGGGAAUGGAGAGGUAGAACUUGGUACAACUGAAAAGGUUUGAUGAUAUUAUUUCAUUGUAAUUGUACUGUACAACAUCAUACCUCGUUUGCCUUCACCCAGUUUCUGUGAAGACAUUCUUCCAUGAAUUAAGUUGCAACUACAGUAUCUUUGAUUGAAUUAUAAAAUAGAUUAAUUUAUCGAG
Messenger RNA from Populus trichocarpa (black cottonwood), 3881 nucleotides. RefSeq lists its product as uncharacterized. Gene Ontology annotation, cellular component: plasma membrane. NCBI's taxonomy places the organism in Eukaryota, Viridiplantae, Streptophyta, Magnoliopsida, Malpighiales, Salicaceae. The transcript has 9 exons. Bases 111 to 3740 code for a protein of 1209 amino acids. Gene Ontology annotation, molecular function: transmembrane transporter activity. The record is from RefSeq and is a predicted model, not a curated record. Gene Ontology annotation, biological process: transmembrane transport.